Messenger RNA from Ramularia collo-cygni, 1197 nucleotides. Its product is annotated as related to MAF1 Protein required for sorting of Mod5p. The record is from RefSeq and is a predicted model, not a curated record. Gene Ontology annotation, biological process: negative regulation of transcription by RNA polymerase III. The transcript is spliced from 2 exons. Bases 1 to 1197 code for a protein of 398 amino acids. NCBI's taxonomy places the organism in Eukaryota, Fungi, Ascomycota, Dothideomycetes, Mycosphaerellales, Mycosphaerellaceae. Gene Ontology annotation, cellular component: nucleus. Gene Ontology annotation, molecular function: RNA polymerase III core binding.
AUGAAGUAUCUCCCACUCCGCGACAUCGACACGGUGACGAACGCCCUUAACUUUUCGACUCCAGAUUGCCACGUUAUCGGCGGAUGCGACAUCUACACCACGAAAGCCGCCGGCGGAGAUAAGAGGCUGUACAGGAACAUCGAGAAUGGCCUCGAAUCACAAUACGAAUCAUUGGUCAGGCUGUCUGCUUCGUUAAGUCCACCAUACCGGACCGCCAGCGAUGAUGGGAGGAGUAAUGAUAGACAUGGCCGGCACAGGGGCAGUACUGUAGAGGUACCGGAGAUUGAUCUCUCACGGGCGUCGCCUUUUGGACCGCUGAGCCAGAUUACUGCAAGAAGGACGUUUGCGUAUCUGAUUGCCACGCUGAACGCAUCGCAUCCGGACUACGACUUCUCGCACCUGCUGCGGCCUUCGGACUUCCGGAAAGAGCGCAGUUUGAGGAGCAUGAUGAACAACAUUGACAGUAUGUUGCAGAAUUUGCGCCCUCGCCAAACGGCUGCGAUGAAUUAUYUUUCCCCUCCCUCGCUUUCUAGUUCGGCGCCGGCGGGGGGUGUCAGCACCGGCAGCGAAAUCUGGAACCAAAACAUGUGGAGACUCAUCGACAAGGAGAUGGGACUUCGGUCCUGCGAGAAGUACUCUUAUGCACCGGAUGAUGACCCCUUUGAUGGUGACGAAGGCGCGAUAUGGAGCACACACUACUUCUUUUUCAACAAAGAAAAGAAGCGCGUCUGCUACAUCUAUCUUCGCGGUUUCAGCGUCAUUUCCUACAGUCCAGUGUACGAACCAUCCCACAUGCGGAAACCUGCAGGAGAGCGGAAGAUAUCCUACAGUUUGGGCGAUGAAGGCGCUAGCAAACGCGCGAGUUAUUGGCUCAGUAACGAUCUGCUACAGCGAGAGAUUGAGACUUUCGWCUGUGGAGAUGAUGAAGACGAUGAGAUCGACUACGACGACGACGAGGUCGAAGUGCCCUUUAUGGAUUUGGAUGAUCUUCGGAGCCAUCUCGUUGAGGGCAGAGGGUACAACAACUACUCGGCAACAAUUGCCGAGGAUGAGGAGGACGACGCCGAAAGCGUCGAAUAUGAUGCAAACUCGUUCUCCUCCCCAUCAUCCUCUUCUUGGAAAGGUAUAUUGACGGGCCCGAGACAUGUUAGAGGUCUGAGUGAGGAGAUUGGAGAGUCCAUGGAUUUGGACUUGUGA